Molecule: messenger RNA, 1980 nt
Organism: Drosophila bipectinata
Lineage: Eukaryota; Metazoa; Arthropoda; Insecta; Diptera; Drosophilidae
Source: RefSeq, a predicted model, not a curated record
AUGGUGGUGGUGGUGGUGGCUCAGAUCGCUGCCAUGAUGGGCGGCAGCAGCGGCGUUCUUCAGCUCGGAGCCCUCCAGGUUGUGGAUGUCCGAUAUGUGGAGCCCAGAGCGUUGCGACGACGGUACUUUGGCGUCAAAAAGGCUAAAAGGAUAAAGGAUAAGAGCCUUUUUGACGCCAAAGUACCGUCGUCGCAACGCUCUGGGCUCCACAUAUCGGACAUCCACAACCUGGAGGGCUCCGAGCUGAAGAACGCCGCUGCUGCCGCCCAUCAUGGCAGCGAUCUGAGCCACCACCACCACCACCAUAAUUGUAUCAUGGCCUUGGAAGUGAACUGCGGCCUACAAGGAUAUGAAAAAUCUUCGCAGAAUCGUCUUCCGCCGGAUCAGAUCUUCAAGUGGACCUCGUCGACCGUGCCGGGACUAAUCAUGCCAAGGAUACGUCAGGACAGCAACUCCGCAUUCCACCGCAGAUGCCCUUCGCAGCCGGAUGUUCUUCUGACCAGCCUGUCGGAUUCUACGAAGUUUCUACUUGACCUGGAGCUACUCCUGGACGAUGAACCAAAGAUCAGCAGCCCGCACAAAGCAAGAUUUCAGAUGCACCGAUGGCUCAAGUUUAUGCCCCACAUACGGUUCCAGAACACCGAAUUCCCGAGGAAGGAUAGUCUUAAAAACCAGGUUUCGGCAGUUUUAAUGAACAACUCAGCUGCUGAUGUGUCAGUUAUGGUUGGCGGUAGGAGGUACAAGAGCUAUCUGAUGGCUUUGAAAUCGUAUUGCCGUCUGUUCCACGGCGAGGAGUACCAGACCGGAGAUACUUUGAUGCUAUGUGACGGGUCGAUAAGCCCCGAAUCCUUCGAGAUCGCCUAUUCGUGGAUGACCCAGCACCAGGUAUACUUCUACGGCGAGCAGAUUCUGGAUCUCUUGGUGGCCGCAAAGGCUCUUAUUUGCCCGGAACUGACUCGCGCCAUCUACGAUUGCCUGAACAACCAUAACAACUUUUCCGAGUUGGAGGCCUUCGAUUGCUACGGACGGGCCAUGGAAAAAGGAAUGACUGAGGUAGCCAUGCUGAUGCUGGGUCGGGUCGGCAAGUGCUUUCUGGUCCUGGUGGGCACAUCCCAAUUCAGCCAGCUGAGUGUGAAGCACUGCAGCAUCGUGCUUGGCUCAAGCCAUCUUGCUGUACAAUCGGAAAUAGAGACUUUCUAUGCAGCUCUGGGAUGGAUUUACAAAGAUUAUGAGGGACGCAAGAAGGAUAUCGGUCUUGUUCUAGACAGCGUUAAGUUUAGUUGGCUGCCGCCCCUAUUUCUACUUUGUUUGGCGGAUUACCUGCCGGACUUGCAGCCGGAAGUGGCGGAUCAACUGUGCGGCUUCAUCGAUGCCGGGAUGGCCAUGCAGCAGUGCGAAGCCCUCACUCCGUUCAUGCGGCACGGGGAGAGCGAGGGAAGUCGUAACUGGAUCGUGGACCCAAAGUGUCCCUACAAACACCAUUUGCAUCAUGGCUUCCCCGAUAAAGUGAGCAUGGAAGCAUUCAUCGAUUAUAUGAAAUCGAUUCAGGCCAAUCCAAGUAAGUUCCGUGCCCGCUUGGAGGACGGAGCCAAGCCAUCGUGGCGUAGUUCUGAGCCAUCGCAGGAAAGCAUCGAUGUAGGAACGGAAAGCCAGGAUAUGACAUCUGUCCGACAUAAGGUUGAAGAAAAGCUAUCUGCAAUUCUAAAGAAAUCUUGGGAGGACCAAUCCGAACCGAAACUAUCAAACACCAGUCUUUCUCAGUUCAUGCCGACAGAGUUCUCGUCAUUGGAGGAAUUGGAGUACCGCUCCUGGUCGAAAAUCGUUAAAAAACGGGAAGAGGAUAAUCUUUAUGGGUAUAAUCGUCCCGAAAGAUUCAAGGCGAUGCCUUCCCGAAAACGGCCCAGAUUUUAGGAGUACGUCUAUGCGUUUUUUUGGACGUACUUCCAAAUGCCAUCAAAAAAAUUGUUAAAUUUCAUUAAA